AUUACGGUUUAUGUUGCCAGGGAGGGAUUCACAACCAUAGAGACACAAUGGAGCUGCAGUUACAAUGUAAAUAGCAGGUGCCUGUUCUUGCUACUCACACAGAACAUUUUUACUGUCACUCAAACUCGGGCAGUGCUAUGCUAAAAUGCUGUUGUCUACGGACUGCUAGCAGCUAGCUUACUGUUGUUUUGCGCUAACGAAUCAGCUUUGUGAUAUACCAACAGCCCCGUUUGCUAACGUUAACGUUACCUGCUUGAGCUCUGCUACUGGCAUUGGCUGUAUUUUCCUCUGCUAGCUAACCUAGAUAUUAUAACUGUCUAGCUAAUCUGUCUGAGAGGUAUUAUGGAGUUUUCUUUUGAUAUUAACCAGUUAUUCCCCGAGAGAGUCUCCAUCUUGGACCAGACCAUUGUUGCAGGUCCUAAAUCAGCACUAAGGCCAGAUCUUCAAGCCCACAUAGCCACAGUUAUUGAUGAACUUGGGAGAGCCUCAGCAAAGGCCCAACAGCUGCCAGCAGCUAUAACAAGUGCCUCUAAGCUGCAGUCCCAGAGGCAUCAGCUCUACCUGCUGAAGGACGGAGAGAGCAACGGAGGACGUGGUGUGGUGGUGGGAUUUCUCAAGGUCGGCUACAAGAAGUUAUUUCUGCUCGACCGACAGGGUGAGCACGUAGAGGCAGAGCCCCUGUGUGUCUUGGAUUUCUACAUAGCAGAGAACAUGCAGCGACAUGGCUACGGGCUGGAGCUCUUUGAUUUCAUGCUGCAGCACAAGAAUUUAGAGCCGGUUCUGAUGGCGUACGACAGGCCCUCGCCUAAAUUCCUGUCUUUCUUGGCAAAGCAUUACUGCCUGACACCAAGUGUUCCUCAGGCCAAUAACUUUGUGGUGUAUGAGGGCUUCUUCCUCAACAGAUCAGGCUCGCCCUCCUCUCCUCUGACGGAUCAGGGGAUGUACGGCUUUUUCGGCUCAGUUGAGAAAGGUUCCCCUAAAAAAGCCAGAUGGAGAGAUCAAACCCUACUCUUUAAUGACGAGGGAAGUGGUACGUCAGGAAGAGCGGGCCCGUCCCUGGCCGUUUGCUCCUCCUCACUCCCCCCAGCGGUCGGGAUCCUCCCAGUGCUCCCACUCCCUCAGCGUGGAAUCCUCCCCCAGCAGAACGCCCCCACAAGCCGCCCCAGCUUCCUCCCCUGGGAGCAACAGGGACCAGCGCCCACAGUCCCCUCUAAUCGAGCGCUGCAGAAUAAGACGCACCAGCCAACAGGGUCUAGUUGCCAGAUGCAGCCUGUACAGCCGGCACAUGGACAGCAGAGCUGUUGGACUGCUGGACAGACCAUUGCCAGAAAGAAGAGCCCUGCUCUCCUUCCUCAUGUGGUAGUACCUUGUGCCUCCUCAGGUCUGAGACCAGUGGGGGAUCAGCCACACGCUCUGGGAUACACAGACACACACAGGUUGGCCAGUAUUCACAGACCACAAAGCAGGUCCCAGCCUCUCUCACUUCCACCUCUGUUUGCAUCCAAGAAGGAUGGCCUCUGCAGCAAGAGGUCCUCGGACAGCAGAGAGACACCCCUGGUUUCAGAUGCUGAAGCCUGUGGUGCUGAAGAGAAGAACAGGGUGUUGGACAGUGGACAGCCUCCAGCACGAGGCACGUUGUCGGAGAAGGAGAGCGACAGAAGCAGACGAGGCUGGUCGUGGACUGUAGGGGAGAACUGCUACACUGCCCAGUGGGUGAAGAAGAAGCAAGAUAGCAGGAGCACCCGGCCCUGGUGAUCGGGAACUAGUUAUCAUCAAAGUUUAGACAUUAUUUAAAUGUUACUAAAAAUUGAAUUCUGGAACCAUUCAAUGCUUUCAGAACACAAACAUGUGCCAAGGCAGGAAUUCAGUGUGACCUUCAGAUGUGUGUAUGAUGGGACCUCUAAUUUUAAAACUUCACUUUAACUAGUUGACCUAACUGGUGCCAGGAGCCAAAUAUGAAGGUGUUUCACAACACGCCAUCAGACACCAAGAUCUGUACCCAAUGGAAAACGUUAGUUUAAAGGUGUAUUAAGGCUAUUGAAUAUUGACUAAUAUUGAAGUCCAAUAGAUAAAACUAAAGUUGCAACCAAUUCAGUUGUGCUAAUUUACAGAUAUAUAAUACAUCUAUAAUUUCCCAUGCCUCCGUGCUGGGGCCCAGGAAGGACCGUGACUGGUCCCCAGUGGGACCGUGUUCUGACAUUGGCUCGAAUGAAAUCCCCCACUGAUGAAGUAGUGAACGCGGGGCUGACUUGGAAAUCAGUUGUAAUGGUUUAUCUAUCCACGAGAGGGAGCAGUGAUUAUGGACAUGAAGCGUUUUACCCAUAGACUAAAAAUACUGGACGAAGCUUCCGGGCCUGAAAAGUGAAGCCAAUGCUGCAGCUCCUUAAAGCUGCAUUCUAUCUGAUUUCCAGCAGGGGGAGACUCCAC
Messenger RNA from Sander lucioperca (pikeperch), 2427 nucleotides. RefSeq names its product alpha tubulin acetyltransferase 1 (gene atat1). The transcript has 13 exons. The coding region runs from base 343 to 1755 and encodes 470 amino acids. Gene Ontology annotation, cellular component: microtubule. The record is from RefSeq and is a predicted model, not a curated record. Gene Ontology annotation, molecular function: tubulin N-acetyltransferase activity. Gene Ontology annotation, biological process: alpha-tubulin acetylation. NCBI's taxonomy places the organism in Eukaryota, Metazoa, Chordata, Actinopteri, Perciformes, Percidae.